Messenger RNA from Ceraceosorus bombacis, 1317 nucleotides. Lineage: Eukaryota; Fungi; Basidiomycota; Exobasidiomycetes; Ceraceosorales; Ceraceosoraceae. The record is from the annotation of a GenBank genome assembly.
AUGAGCAAUCAAGCCGAAGAGGCGGAGACGCCCAUCCUCUGCGAAACGUGCCUAGGCCCCAAUCCGUACGUGAGGAUGAGCAAGCAGCCAAUGGGAAAGGAAUGCAAGGUGAGUGGGUCUGCUCGCUCGCGGGUUGCCGCGUGCUGCCGCGUGCCCACCUAACGAACGCCAUGCGCGCGACCCACAGAUCUGCGAUCGACCAUUCACAGUGUUUCGAUGGAACCCUGGCUCUGGGAUGCGCUUCAAAAAGACGGAACUGUGCACGACGUGCGCCAAGAUCAAGAAUGUAUGCCAGACGUGUGUGCUUGACUUGCAGUAUGGCUUGCCGGUUCAGGUCAGAGACACUGCCAUGGGCUUACAGAAUCAGAUGCCGAGCGGGGAGAAGAACAAGCUGUAUUAUGUCCAGCGAUUAGAGGCACAGGCGGUGAGUUUGUCGCUGGCUCUCCCAAGGUGUGGUGCCGCUAAGUCGUGCUGAAAGUCGAGUCGACCGCGCAUCCAUCAGGCUGAACAGGGUGGCGAUCAGUCCUUGUUGCCCUCUUCCGGCCCAGCUUCUCGUGCCGGCUCAGACUUGCUCAAGCAACUUUCUCGUCAGCGAGGAAAUCCAAUGGGGGCCGCGCCAAGCGGCAGUGCUGGUGGGACCUCGUCAGAUCCGUACAGGAGGAACCGAUCGCACUUGUGCAGCUUUUACGCCAAGGGCAACUGCACGCGAGGUGAUGCCUGUCCAUUUCGUCACGAGCUGCCGGUGGAUAACGAGUUGAGCAAGCAAAACAUCAAAGAUCGGUGAGCAGUACACGGAUGCGCCAUGUCGGAAGCCUUCACGUCUGACACAUUCGUCCACAGAUACCUCGGGCGCAAUGACCCGGUCGCCAAAAAGAUUUUGCGCACGCAAGCCGACGAAGCGGGCCUCACAGCACCAGAAGACCAGACUAUUGUGAGAGGACGACGACGACGUAGAGGUGCGCGGUAGCGAAGCUCAUCUCUUGCUUGCCCCCCCCCCCGCAGACUUCGCUUUUCCUAUCGUCAUUGCCACCCACCGCUACCGAGGACUCUUUGCGGACGUACUUUGUGACGACGGUGCCCAACCUAGCGCCCGAAAGCAUCAAGUCCAUCACCCACGUCCCCACGUCAAAGUGCGCCUUUGUCAAUUUUAAAAGGCGAGAAGAUGCCGAGAGCGCAGCUAUGCGCUGCGCAGUCAAGGUCUUGAUUGAUGGCAAAGAAGUGCGCGUCGCGUGGGGAAGGAGUCGCAAAGGCAAGUCUGGCGGCGGCAAGAAGAUCAGCAGCGACGCGCCAGAGGAUGGACGAGACUUUGGACUUUAG